Messenger RNA from Linum trigynum, 2409 nucleotides. The record is from the annotation of a GenBank genome assembly. NCBI's taxonomy places the organism in Eukaryota, Viridiplantae, Streptophyta, Magnoliopsida, Malpighiales, Linaceae.
AACAAAGUUUAACAAUUAACCUUUUUCGUGUUCCUCAGAUUUUAACUAAAUAAGAACACCAUAAUAUGUUCUGCGUCUUUCCCCUCCAACCUAGAAAAUUGUUCACCUUCUCUUUCGGAGUGCAAAUUAGGUAUGUGUAAAGAGAGUAGGAGAUUUCUAUUGGUCGGGUCACGGCACGGGUGCACCUUUCACUUGAGGACAAUAACAAAAUCAAGGACACUAACCACAAUGAUCCUACCAAUUAAAUUAAUGGCUUUCGUCCUCCAAGAUCCUCUGCCAUAUAGUCAUACCUACCCUUUCUUCAGUCGUGUGACUAUCACGUCCUCAACUCCUCGUGGCUAGCCAUGGUUCAGUAGACACAAGUUUCUUGAUGAACCAGAAGAAGUAAUCAAAGUGGGGAAAACAUGGAAAACCGGAAAUCAAAGAAGAUACGCAACUUAUCUCACAAGUGAAACAACACUUUCCGGUACAAGUUCAUCUCUUUCGUGGGGUGUAGUAAAUGAUCCAGAACAACCCUCCAACAAGUUCCAACCAAAACAGACUCUUUUGUCCUGCCAAAAGUUGUCAUUUGUCCCUCAAUAACAGGAAACGCCCCAUGUCAGUUAAAGAGGAAGAGGAAAACAAUCACAACCAAGAAGUUGCAAACCAAGAAAAAAGCACAUUUGUAAGGAUCAGGCAUGAACAGCUGCAGAACAGCAAACAGAAACAGCUGCACAAACAUGGCACUGCUGCUUUGUCACAUUCAAAUUGUGACGCAAAAGGGUAGGCAUAGCAACAGAGCUCAUCGACGCAAGAAAAAUCAGACAAAGGGUUCAGUACUAUCCAAGCUAGCAGAGACUUGCAUAAGUAAACCAAACCAAGAAACUUUGAAAGAAUGCUGAGGCUGCCCUGCCCGAAGGACUACAAAUUCAACUGACCUAAAUCUGCAUGUUGAUCAUCAUUACCACAAGUACAGCUGCGGCAUAGUUGAUUUUGUUGUGCAGUGAUUAAUCUUCAAAGCUAGCUACAAGUACAAGCUACCUUCUAAUGUAUAGCACUGAGCCCUUUUCUCAGUGAGCAAGCAUUUAAUAGUCUCAACAAACUUCACGUACCUGUGACUAGUUUUGUUAGCUAGUGGAAGAAAUUGCUCUUUGGCACCAGCUUUUCACCAACCGCUGAUUGGGUUGUCUAUAAAGUAAAUGCAGCAGAGAGACCAAAGUCAGCCACAGCAAACACAAUUGUUCAUGAAAACCAUGUUUUGGUUUCUGCCAAUAGUUCUGCUACUCCUCCCAGUGCUCGAGGUGCAUGGGAAAGUUCCAGCACUCAUUGUAUUUGGAGAUUCUACUGUAGACCCAGGUAACAAUAACCACAUCUCCACAAUCUUGAAGAGCGAUUUCGAGCCAUAUGGACGCGAUUUCGCCGGUGGUAAGCCCACCGGGAGGUUUUCAAAUGGCCGGAUUGCAACCGACUUUAUUGCUGAAGCUUUUGGGAUCAAGUCGACAGUACCUGCGUACUUGGAUCCCACAUAUGACAUCAAAGAUUUUGCUACUGGAGUUUCAUUUGCUUCUGCAGGAACUGGUUUUGACAAUGCUACAUCUGAUGUGCUGUCAGUUAUACCUCUUUGGAAAGAGUUGGAGUAUUAUGCAGAGUUCCAGGAUAAGCUAAGGGGUUACCUUGGAAAUGACAAGGCAAAUGAGAUUUUGAGAGAAGCACUGCAUCUCAUAAGCAUAGGAACAAAUGACUUCCUAGAGAACUACUACAUGUUACCAGGGAAAUCAUCCCAGUAUACUGUCGUGGAGUACCAGAACAUCCUUCUAGGGAUCGCCAGAAAUUUCAUUACAGAGCUUCAUCGACGAGGAGCUCAAAAGAUUACUAUAACUGGGCUUCCCCCGAUGGGUUGCUUACCUCUCGAGAGAGCCACAAACAUAUUCUUCGGGAGCAACUGCAACGAAGAGUACAAUAAUGUGGCUAAGGACUUCAAUGAAAAGUUGAGUGGAGCAGUAACAGACCUUAACAAGGAUCUUCCCGGGAUCCAACUGGUGCUUUCCAGUCCUUAUGAGAUGGUAAUGGAAAUGAUCGACAAUCCCACUUCUUUCGGAUUCAAAAAUGCAGCAAUGGCAUGUUGUGGCACUGGACUGUUCGAGAUGGGUUACAUGUGUAACAAAAGAAAUCCUUUUACUUGUUCAGAUGCAAGAGAGUACAUUUUCUGGGAUUCCUUCCACCCAACAGAAAAAGCAAACCGGAUCGUGGCUGAUUAUGUUGUCAAACAUUUCCUAGCUGCAUUCAAGUGAUAGCAAAAGACGCAUGUGCGCAAUAUAUUUAUUCAAGUACAUUCAGUCCAUGAUGCUUUGGCUUUCAAUUUGAGAGGCCCAUUUUGUGGCACAUUAUUAAUGCUUAGACCGUCAUCUAUAAUGAAAGCAAUACCAGAAA